Messenger RNA from Priceomyces carsonii, 1356 nucleotides. RefSeq lists its product as uncharacterized. The coding region runs from base 1 to 1356 and encodes 451 amino acids. The record is from RefSeq and is a predicted model, not a curated record. The transcript has a single exon. Lineage: Eukaryota; Fungi; Ascomycota; Pichiomycetes; Serinales; Debaryomycetaceae.
AUGACUGUGGAAGGCAACAGAGAACUGGACAUGAGUGAGACAACACCAAUUCCCAUUCCAGAAACCAGGUUGACCAGGGGGCAAAGACAGAAAGGUAUAAAGACGUCUAUAAGCAUCAACAAUAUUAAAAAUCAAAAACAGAAGAAAAGAAAUGCUAGAGUUCGUGGUGCUACAACAAGACGAGAAGUAACCACUGGGCUGUUGCGAUCUGGUUGGUAUUCUGAAUAUAAUACGGCUAGCCUGCUUCGAAAAUACAAGCACCCAUUAUGUGAGGGCUCAGAAGAUGAAUGCUGCUGUGAGUUUGAGCAACUAGAUAUAGAUUCUGAUAGAUCUGAUGACUCGGAAGUAUCUGACGAUUUAUCUUUCAGCUCAUGUUCUACCCAAAAUACUAGCUUUUCAUCACCAACAACAUGGUGCAGUUCUCCUUCCGGAUCUAGUGAUAACAUAUUUUCAAUUCCUAAGAAGUCUUCAUCUAAUUCAAAAAUUUCUACUUUCAAUACUCCAAGCUUCUUUACAAACAACAGGUUGAAAAAUUAUCAGUCAUCAGAAUCAUUGAGUAAGCUCCUUAAUGAAUCAAAAGUGCAGACUACCUCCGCCUUCAAAUCGAACUUAUCCAACUCCUUUAAGAGCAUAACGAACGCAAUUAAAAAAUCGGCCAUAGAUUUACUGUUUUAUUCCCAAAAUCCAAGGUCAACGGAUGACGCUAUUCCUACCAAGGCUCCUCAAAGUCUUUCAUGGAAGACAAAAGAUCCGGCACCAUUGCAGGAACUUACUACAUUCAAGGAUUCUUCUACUGAGGAGGUUCCUCCGCUAAUAAAGCCACCAUCCUAUAAAUGUUUUAAAAAUAGAGAACAGAGAAUCAAUUCUAGCUUUUUACGAUUAUACGCCUAUGAUUAUAAUGCUCGAAUAACGGGGUAUCUCCCAAAUAGCUGCGGUCAGGAAGAAGUCAAGACACUUAUCAAGGAAAGACCAUGUCUUAAAGAAUUCGAUAGAAGGUAUAAUUUUCAUAAAGUGUCUGAUCUUUCAAGAGAUAAGCUUUGGAAUAGUAUUAUCCUUCCUCCCAGAACUGAUCCUUCUCCUGGAAGCUCGAUUGAUCUGUCAGACUACAUUUAUGUCGGAUAUGAAGAUUCUCUGUCUCAUUCCAUUAGGAAGCACUCAACAAUUAUAACGGCAUACGGCAAUUACUUGCCUUGGUCCAAUAAUAAGCAUAGUCUUAAACCAGCUGGCAUACUCCAGAAGUCAAAGACCCAUGAAAACGGCGUAACACCGAGCUCAGGUAUAACUAGAACUCAGUUCACUUCAAAAAAUUGGUGCAACCCUCGUUGGAUGGACUGCAGUCAAGAGGAAAGCUUAUGA